Molecule: messenger RNA, 1006 nt
Organism: Electrophorus electricus (electric eel)
Lineage: Eukaryota; Metazoa; Chordata; Actinopteri; Gymnotiformes; Gymnotidae
Gene: tnfrsf17
Product: TNF receptor superfamily member 17
Source: RefSeq, a predicted model, not a curated record
GCCCUUAGUGAAAGAUGAUACUCUGCUUAUGGUUUUUACUUUACGUAACUCCAGUGUUUGAGAGUAAAUGUGCCCAGGGCUAUUACUAUGAUGGGCUUCUCGAUGAUUGUCAACACUGCUCCCGUAGAUGCAACUCUCCUCCCACUGUUUGUGCAACAUAUUGUAGGCCUUCCACAUUAUCGGGCAGUGAAGCUGCACAGAGCAACAAAUUUCGCAUUAUCCUCAUAAUUCUGUUAUUGACCUCUGUCACUUGCAUUAUGCUGACUCUAAUACAGGUCAUACGUCAAAAGGCCUGCAGAGUCAUGCUAUUAGCCAAAGCUCAAGAUCGAAAGAUGUGUGCAAAUGAUAAAUCCUCAAUAUCGACUGAGCAAUCUGAUGAUGCAGAUGGACCUGACAGUGGAUCUCUGGACAUGGAGGGAAUGUGUCAUGCUCUCUACAACUCCAACCUUCCUCUACCCUCCACAGAGGAAGGUACCACUGUGUUGGUCACAACGAAGACGUGCAAUUUGUAGCACUUCCUACAAGGAGGACAUAAUGUUAUGCAUCUGGAAAACUGCCAUUAAAUACCUGGUAGACUAAGGAAAGGCCAGACUGACCAUAUUUUCAUUCCUUAAAAUGUGGAUGAGGACUACAUCUUUUAAUAAUCAAAAGUCACUGGCCAAUCAAUAGGUAACAAAGUAGCCUAAGCCUGUCUACUGUAUAUUUUAAUGAACUAUUAUAUGCAGUGAUUUUGGACAUGGUCAUUUAUUUGACUGAGCACAUGGAGUGCCAGGCUCUGCUGCUAGAGAUCUGUCUUGCCGUUAUCGGUUAUACCGUACUCCAGUUCAGGUGUGAUAGGUUAGAGAUGGGACUAAACUGUACAAGAAACUUGGUUGGGCACUCCUGAACUGAAGUGACUGUGAUCUAUAUAUAAGUAUAUCUUGUUGAAAAAUAAUGUAGACCUCUUUCCUAUUUUCAUGAUGAUAUACAAUAUUUCCAUUUACAAUAAACGAGGAGAUGGAGCUCA